AUGACUUCCGAGGCUCCUGAGUCCACCUCACCAAUCACUAUCCCCGAUACCGAACACGCAGUCAGAACCUCGACCAAGGGUCCGAUAACGAUGGAUCGCACGGCCGAGUCCAUGGGAGAGCAAGUCGUCGGCGAAGAUCUGAUGGCGAAGCAGGCCUGCAGGAUCGAAACAUCCUUCAUGGCCGCAAUGGAUAGAUUCUCCUCGGAGCUACGGACGCUUUUUCAGGAGAGGAUGCCAGUGACAUCGUCCGCAACGCCUCCCAGAGCCGGACAGAGAGGCCAAGAGCGCGAGAGGUUCGAGCCCUACGGCGAGAGCAGCAGCCUCCUCGUCUCUGGCCGCACCCAAGCGUCAAAUUACGGCCAGCAUUCACAGCCGUCGACAAACAAUUGGGGGCAGUCCCAGUCAACAUGGGUAAAUCCCGGACCGACCUACCCGACAAAGACGACGUACGGCCCACUCCAUGCUUUGGCCGUGUCACUGGGGCAAAGCAGCCCCGCACAGUCCGCGGUCUAA
Messenger RNA from Prunus armeniaca (apricot), 513 nucleotides. The record is from the annotation of a GenBank genome assembly. NCBI's taxonomy places the organism in Eukaryota, Viridiplantae, Streptophyta, Magnoliopsida, Rosales, Rosaceae.